Molecule: messenger RNA, 1984 nt
Organism: Arachis stenosperma
Lineage: Eukaryota; Viridiplantae; Streptophyta; Magnoliopsida; Fabales; Fabaceae
Product: probable O-methyltransferase 3
Exons: 2
Coding region: 75-866 (263 amino acids)
Biological process (GO): methylation
Molecular function (GO): O-methyltransferase activity; protein dimerization activity; S-adenosylmethionine-dependent methyltransferase activity
Source: RefSeq, a predicted model, not a curated record
CCACAAAUUAUCUAUCUAGAUGUUCAUAUAUACGCUAUGUUAUUGAUCUAGCUAGCAUUUCAUAUAGAAACAUCAUGGAACUCCAAAGUGAAAUGCAAGCAGCUAAACUUCUUAAAGCUCAAAGCCACAUUUGGAAUCACAUAUUCAAUUUCAUAAAUUCUAUGUCCCUUAAAUGUGCUGUUGACUUAAGCAUACCUGAAACCAUUUAUAAUUAUGGCCAACCCAUGCCACUCUCAAAGCUUAUUGCUUCAUUGCAAAUUCAUCCAUCAAAAUCCUCCUUCAUUCAUCGCUUGAUGAGAAUCUUGAUCCAUUCUGGCUUCUUCGCUACCAAGAAUGUGGCCAACAAUGAGCUCGAAGUCGGGUAUGUUCUAACGGAUUCAUCUAUGUUACUACUUAAGGACAACCCCUUGAGUGUGACGCCUUUCUUGCUUGCCAUGCUUGAUCCCAUCUUCACAAAACCAUGGCAUCAAUUGUCUCCAUGGUUUAGAAAUGAUGAUGCUACACCAUUUCAAACUGAACAUGGGAUAAUCUUUUUUGAGUUUUUUAGCCGUGAGCCUAAAUUUAAUAAUCUUUACAAUGACGCCAUGGCAAGUGAUGCCCGAUUAGUUUGCAAUUUGUUGCUUGAUGACAAGUACAAGGGCGUGUUUGAGGGUUUGGAAUCAUUGGUUGAUGUUGGUGGAGGCACUGGAACUCUUGCAAAGGCCAUUGCCAAAUCAUUUCCCCAAUUGGAGUGCAUUGUAUUCGACCAACCGCAUGUUGUUGCUGGCUUCGAAUUUGAAGGGACUGAGAACCUUAAAUAUAUUGGAGGAGACAUGUUUGAGGCCAUUCCUCCCUCUAAUGCUAUUUUGUUGAAGGUUAAGGACUAAUCCGUCGCGGAUCUGAGCUCUAUUUAAGGGUCUGCCACUGGCCAAUGAGUUGCUAUAUGCACAAGGCGGGGUUCGAACUCCCGACACUUGCUUAAGCGGACGAGUGAGGUGACCACUCGACCAACCCAAGUUGGUUGCCUAAAUACCCAAUAUGAUAUAUGUAGGGAUGGCAAAUGGGUAGAAACGCGCAAGGCCGACUCGUGUAAUUCGCUAAAAAGGGCGGAUUGAGCUAGAAAUUUGAGACCGUUAUAAUAAAAAAAUCUGCCUAACUUGCACCUUCUAAUCGGUUUUGACGGAUUUUGACAUGGUGGGAUGGGUUUGCCUGGUGGGCUUUUGGUUUUAAGAUAAUAAUUGAAUUUGGAACAUUAUUUCUGUACUUAUAUUUGAAAUAUUUGUUUGUUUUACUUUAAGUUAUAAUUUAGACUAUAUUUGACUAAUUAAAGACUUGGACAAUGUUUAUUAUAUACUUUGAACAAUGUUUGUUUUGUUUUGGACAAUGUUAAUUUUAUUAUUUUUUUAAAAAAACUUUGUUGACAAUUAUGUUUAUUAAAUAUUUAGAAUUAUAAAAUCUUUAGUAGUUGUGAAUUUAGAAAUUAUAAUUUUUUAUAUCUUUAAAAAUUAUAAAUUUAUUAAAAUAUUUAUGAAAUUAUUUUUUUAAUAUUUAAUAAUUUAAUAUUUUUUUUAAAAAAUGGUGGGCUUAUCCUACCAAUUUUUCAUUAGAUAGAACGGGAUAAAAAUUUGGGACCGUCUUAAUAAACAGGACGGAGCGAAUUAGUCUAUUAAAUGGUGGGCUUUUAACGCGGUGGGUAGGGCGGGGCGGGCAAACCCACCUGCCACCCCUAUAUGUACAGUACUCCUUUUCAUAUAGACGAUGAACGAAUCAAGUUGAGUUGGUCUAGUGGUUAGUUUACUAAUCUGCUUAAAUAAGUAUGAGGGACUUAAAUCCUGUCUUGUGUAUGUAGUAAUUUAUUGGCCAACAAUAAACCUUUAAAUAGAACUUUAAUUCACAGUAAAUUAAUCAUUGACUUGUCAAGUUAAAAAAUAUCAUAAAAAAUAAAAAAAAAUAUAGGUGAUGAACAAAUAAGAAUCUAAUCAAAUAAUAAUAAAUGUUUAAUAUC